CAAAUUAGUCGACAUGGCUUCAUAAUAUUGGCAUAGACAUUAUAAUGAAAGGGUAUAUCAACUUCGCCUUGCCGAAGUUUGCUUCCUUUCUUGUUUAAAAUACUAUUGCCACAUUCAAUCCAAACAUUAUUACAUCUGUACCAAUAUUUUACUUAUUUACAAUAACUAAAUAACUGAAGACAUAUAAGCAUUUACAUGCCAAUAAAAAAACUAAUGCGGGAUUGGGAUAUCUUUUGCAUUUGUUAAAAUGGUAUUGUAUACGAUUAAGCUCAAUUUCAUAUGCGAUUAUCACGUUCAAUUCUAAAACGAUUACAACUCUAUAAAUAUUUUACUUCAACACUAAAGAAACAAAAAGUCUAGCCAACACAGAAGCCUUUAACUGACUGCAUUUGACAUUUCGCUUUGCUUGACAAACGAAAAUUGUAACUUAUUAGCUAGAGGUCGUAAAAUCAUUACAAAACGCUAGCUGAACUUAACAAGAAAGCAGAAGAAAAUGGGUAAGACAGGAAAAAAACUGAAGAAGGAAAUGAAAAACGAAGUUUCUAAGUCGAAAAGGAAGGAUGGUGUGGCUGUUCGCCUUCCUCCGAAGAAGACAGCUGGCGAAGCAUCCAAUCCGAAGGAUAAGAGGGAUGAGAAGCACCAACGGUCCAGGUUUUCAAAGUCAUCCAUCUCGAGUUCCCGCUCUUCCUCGUCCUCUUCUUCGAGCACUUCCUCUGGCCCGAAUUCAGGAACUGCGAUCCAGAAGACCAAGUCCAAAAGCAAGAACAAUAGUUACUCUGCCAAAACUAAUGUCCAGAAAUUCGGGUUCAGAAGUCGGAGCAGCAGUGAAUCUCAAGCCAGUUCCCAACAUUCGGAGGGGAAUAAAAAAGUGCCAGGACUCAGAAGCGCCGUGGAACGCGUUUUCAAGCCUUGCCGCUCAACCAAUCCUUUCAGGACCAACAAUCCCAAUCCCAAUGGCAGUGGCUGGAAUAGGCGUUCCCCGACCAGAAGCCGCAGUCCCCAUCGGGUGUCCAAUCCCUGGAGGCAACGGAAGAGGGAAUCGAGGUGCAGGACCGUUGCGCCCUCCAAAAGUCACUUUAAGAGGCGUUCGUUGUCCAGAAGUCCGAAACGCCGGCGCACUGCCAAUCGCAGCAAUAAUCCUUGGAGAUCCUCGCGCAGCCCAAGGCGGUCCAGGCAAUCGAUGCCCAGGUUGAGCAGUCCCCACAAAAAAAAUCCCUGGAAGAAUCGAGACUCGCCCAGGAGUCCCAGUCCCCGUCGUGAUCGCAGUCCUGGCAAGCGGAAGGAUCUGGAGCAGAAUAAAGCGGAGGUCUACCGCCGUCGCCACAAAAUCACAUUGGCCAGCAUGGAUCCGCGACCCAUUCCGCAGCCCGUGAUGAGUUUCCGCCGCACCGGAUUCGACCGGAACAUAAUCCAGCGACUGAAGCAGCAGGGCUACGACGCACCCACUCCCAUCCAGACGCAGGCCUGGCCGGUGGCCCUGGCGGGCAGGAACUUUGCCAUGGUUUCCAGUGGGGGCACGGGCAGGACAUUGGCAUAUCUGCUCCCCGCCCUAAUGCACAUCCAGCUGAGGCGACGACCCCUUGUCGUGGUGCUGACGCACUGCCGCGAUGUGGCCACAAGGAUCCACAAUGAGGCACAGGACUACAGUCGUCCCCGAAAGCUCGCGAGCCAGUGCAUCCUGGGCCAGUUGAGCUGCAAAUACGACAUCACCUCGGAAGGCUGCCAAUUCCUGGUGACCACACCCUGUCGCAUCAAGGACAUCCUGAACGGGAGUGGGCAGGCGCUCCACCUGGAUCGCUGCUCUUAUCUGGUGCUGGACGGGCCCGACCGGAUGAUUGACAUGGACAUGGAGGAGAAUAUGUGCCAGCUGUUGGGGACCAUGCGUCCCCAUGCCCAGUUGGUCAUCUCCGCAGCCACGUGGUCGCGCAGUCUGGAGAGGAUGGCCCGCAAAUACAUGCGUGAUUACGUACUGAUCCAAAUGCCAUCCGGCGGAUGCGGCAAUCAGCCAGGUGGAAUCCCGGACAUACGCCAGCGGGUGGAGGUGAUGAAGUCGCGCAACAAAAAGCAACACAUCCAAAAGGAGCUGGCUGCCAUUUACGAUACGUGUGAGAAUCCCGGCAAGGUGGUGAUCUAUGCGGAUACCAGCAAGCGCGUGGACGAACUGGUGGGCUACGUCCGGAACCAUGUGCCCUGCGGUGGCAUCCACAGUGGACACAGUGCCGCAAAACGGGCUGACUUGGUCCGCGAUUUCCGCGACGGCACCUACAACAUCAUCGUGGCCGAGAACUCAAUCUCACGGGAGCUGGACAUCUCGGGCAUCAUUUACCUGUUCAACUACGACUUGCCCCCGUCCAUGGAGGAGUAUGUCCAGCGUCUGACCGGAACGGGAUGGCUUUCGGGCUCCACCGAUUGCGAGGCCAUCAGUUUCUUCACCCAUACCAACUGCAAACUGGCCGAGGCUAUGAUAGAACUGCUGGAGCGGUCCAAGCAACGGGUUGAUCCGCUCCUGAUCAAGAUGGCUGAGACAGGAUCAGACCGGGUUACCAAUCGCAACCGUUACUUUAACGUCAACGUCAAAGCCAUCGCAAUCGAAACCGCCAGCUAGGUAACAUUUAACGAAAAACGAAAACCCAAACCAGAAGCAAACAUUUUGAUGAAAUGCAACCCCCACCAUCU
Drosophila rhopaloa is the source of this 2676-nucleotide messenger RNA. RefSeq names its product putative ATP-dependent RNA helicase CG14443. The transcript has a single exon. NCBI's taxonomy places the organism in Eukaryota, Metazoa, Arthropoda, Insecta, Diptera, Drosophilidae. Gene Ontology annotation, molecular function: RNA binding; RNA helicase activity; ATP binding. Gene Ontology annotation, cellular component: nucleus; cytoplasm; ribonucleoprotein complex. Bases 494 to 2605 code for a protein of 703 amino acids. The record is from RefSeq and is a predicted model, not a curated record.